Molecule: messenger RNA, 2868 nt
Organism: Fomitopsis serialis
Lineage: Eukaryota; Fungi; Basidiomycota; Agaricomycetes; Polyporales; Fomitopsidaceae
Exons: 4
Coding region: 1-2868 (955 amino acids)
Source: RefSeq, a predicted model, not a curated record
AUGGAGCUUGAUUACCAGACACAACCCAUCCCCAUCAUGCACCAAUCGCGUGCUUGGCAGGAUCAGGACGCCAUGGGGGGCACCGUUCCCGCCUCGACAUCGACCUUCGUAUCCCGACGCCGUUCAGUGAUGAACCAUGCCCCGCCGCCCGGUCCCCCACCGUCACAACCCAUCCCAAGCGUACCUGCGCUCCCCAUGGCGCAGUACGGGAUGUAUGACAGGGUCACAGACGCGUACGAGUAUGACAACGGUACGAGCUCUCAGGUCCAUGCGUAUUCGCGUCCGUCCGGCUCGCCCAAUCUUGCUGCCAUUGCGUCAUACUCGCAAGCACGGUUGGCAGCAGCGUCGAGCUCAGGUCCUCCGCCUCCGCUCAGCGCGUCGUCGUCGUCAGAUAAUCUGUCCGACCCGCCCCCUCGCUCGAUGCUCCGUGCCAACAUCCCGCCAAGACAGCCAUCGUCCACUUCACAUGAUAUUGUCCCGGACCGCUUGUUGCUGAGCCCUCCAGAUUCUCGUCCGUCAGAGUCAAAACCUUCAUCAAGACGCGCUCUGACCAAGGCGCUGGAGCUAGCAAGGGAGGCUGUCCGUCUGGAUUCCAGCAAUGAUGACCCCUACGCGGCAGUGGUCGCGUAUGGGCAGAGUGUUGCGUUGCUCAGCCAGGUGAUGGAGCGCGUCAUGCGCGGGGAAGACAGCACGGAGUCUUACAGGAAACAGAACGGCAGGCGGAGAAGCGUAGUAGCGCAAGAAGAGGAAGUUCGACGACUCAAGUCUAUACAUGACACAUACGCUGACCGGAUGAAUAUCCUCAGCUCAAUUUACAGUAUACCACUGCCUCAGUAUUCCCCACCGUCCAUACAUUCCUCCACCCUCUCACAAUCUUCCAACUCGACGCGACCGUCUUCCCCUGCCUCAACGUCUCCCACGUCUGACUCGUCAGAGUCUGGACUUAUCCAUGCCUCGGCGCGGCGCCGCAGUCGAGAUGCGCCUCGUCAUUCGGGAGAUACUGUGCGACUAGAGGACGACGACGAACUCAGUGCUGAGGACGCAAUUGGCACGGCGCUCUCCACGUCCACGACAGUGACUACGGGUGGUCGCGUACCAUCUGCUAGUUCACCCUCAGCGCAUCCGUACGCGGCUUCAGCAGCCUCGAGUGCAGCCGCGCGUACUUCUACUGUCCCUGCAGUGCGAUCUCGACCCCGAGCCUCAUCAAUACUACCCCCUCCAGCUCCUCCUCCAACCACUACCCUUCCACCCACUCCACCUGGACCGCCGGCUGAGCCGGUAGGAACAUCACAUCUACUAGGCGCGCCAGAAACGGGGCGAUUGAGGGGCAGCUCUGUUAGUCACUCACGAAAUAACUCCGGUAGUCGCUUAUCGGCUCUGCGAGAAGAGAGACGCGAGGACGGCCUGCCUUCGUCCGAUCAUACACAUGGUGAAGACCCUACUCGUUCGCGUUCGAGGACAGCCUUGUACCCCCAUGACAUUCACCCACUACCUCCUUUGCCCGUGCCGUCGUCGCCGGACGUUGCUUCUACGCCUCGCAUUCAUGGCGCGACGAACGGACAGGCGUCAGAGCCUGCAUCUCCACAUGCGAGCUCGCAUUUCACAACGCCAAGACCAAGGGGCGGGUCGACCUUCUCGACGCGUUCAGAGGCCACGCCGACGAAGAUGCCACCGAAUUUGAUCAACACCUCGCCGAACUUGGGCACCAUCUCUCAACGGCGGGGCAAGACCUCAGCGCCGCCCUCAUCGACGACUUCGUCAUCACCGACGGACUCGACUAUGUCGGCCGCGUCUGUGUCUAACAUGGCCCGCCUGGCGACAGGAACGCUUCCUGCGAGCACAGUUUCCAGCUUGGGCAUGGCUGGUCGGAACCGAGCUUCUUCACAGCCCGGCAGGCGACCUUCCGUCGCAGGGCCUACCUCCUACUUCCCACCUGGCGCAACCGCCGUGCCUAGCACUGCGCCCAUCCCGCGGAAGGCGUCGAUACCGUCUUCGCGUCUCAAUCCGAACGCACCCCCCGCGAUCUCUAUCAACACGGCGCUGAUGUCACCGCCAUUGGGAGCUAUGGCGCCUCUUGUUCCCCCUCCGCCAAUACCGUACACUAACAUUCCCAAUGCUCCCUUGUCUCCCCUCCCUUCAUUGGCGCCCCCCGAUCCAGUGCGCAAGCCCUACCACAUGAUGACCCUCCUCCGGCAGACGAUGGUCUCCAAGACCGGUGGGUAUAUUACGAGGCGACUGCACGUCCCGCAAGAGGUCUGGUCGCAGGGCGGCGCGAAGCUGACGAAUAUACCGGAGAAGAUCCGCGUCGUCGAGGUGCUCUGUUCCUCGCUCGAGGAGCUGCAGCACUGGAGCGUGGAAUACUUCGGCGCGGGGAGCGUGAGCAGCGGGAUGGUGCUCGGGAUCGGGAGCAUUGGCCGCCGCGAGGGCGAGGGGUGGUCGACGAAGAUGGAGGAGUUCGCGAACGUGUGCGACGGCGUCGUGGGCAGCUUUGGCAAGAAGCUCGGUGUCGGCGAGGGCUUCGUCAUGAAAAAGAACAGCGGCGUGACUUCAUGGGGCGGCAAGCUCACCCGACAGUUCGACAAAUUCACGAAUGGCAAGAACCUGGACUCCCCUGCUUCCUACGUGCAAGGCCUGUCGAAGCUGUUUCAGAUCGUUCAGAUCCUGGACGAACACACGAAGGCCGCCACCUCUGUACCGCCUGCACCCCUCUAUGCAGGGUUCCCUGUAGACAUCCGGCAAGGCCUCGAGUACAAGCUCCGUCAUGCCUCUGAGUUCUUCGCGAAAGUCGUCCUCACGUUCGUCAUCGGGGACAUGUCGCUCCUCCUCGACAAGUACGUGAAGAAGUGCGAGAAGUGGCUCGCGGAGUGA